AUCCGUGCUCCCAGCUUUGUGGGAAUUUUUUGGGCGUGGCCCUUUCCUGUUCCAACAUGACUGUGCACCAGUGUACAAAGAAAAGUCCAUAAAGACGUGAAUGAGCGAGUUUAGUGUAGAAGAACUUGACUGACAGAGUCCUGACCUCAACCCAGUAGAACACCUUUGGGAUGAAUUAGAGUGAAGACUGUGAGCCAGGCCUUCUUGUCAAAUAUCAGUGUCUGUCUGUCCUCACAAAUGCACUUCCUAUGUUGAUAUAGGUGUAAAGGCAGAUGAUACUUUUGUUAAUAUAGUGUAUAUGAUGUUAUAUGAUGUUAUCUCCAUCUACAUAAAUAGACAUUAAACUGCAUGCCCCGUUCUUAACUGUAACACCGUGAUCUGGCUCAGACCAAACGAAAAUCUAUUCUUGACUCCAGUCCAAGCAUUGGCGAUAGGUCUUUGUAGUGCAGCUGGUUUCAUCUGACGCCCAUCGUGACAUUUCUUCUGAAAAACAAAAAACAAAAAAAAAAAAAACACACCAGUUGUAUCUGUACAUCAGUGCAAAAAACCAACACGUGCACACAAAUUAACCACAGAAGAAAAUGUUCCAUUCGACUAGCCAAUCACCAGCUAGCUUGCCAUUGAUGGAAAAUAGUGUGUAAAUCAUAACUUGUGUGAGAAGGACGUGUGAAGCUGCCUUUCAGCCCCGGUUCAUCGUCAGACAUGGACGGACUGUGGAUUAUUCUCGUUGCUCUCUCAGGAGUUGUUUCCUCCAGUCAUGGUUGGAUUUCUGUACCAACACUGAAGGUGAAAGUCAGACCUGGAGACAACGUCACUCUCUACUGUGACUGCAGACAAUCUGGAGUAUACAUAGUGUGGUUCAGGAACUGUUCCCACGAGAACCAGCCUACUCUUGUUCUAAGAGUAAAAGAUUAUUAUGAGUGGACUGACACCCAUUUCGAAUUUGUGAAGAACGUUUCCACUGAUUCCUAUGACCUGCUGAUCACCAACGUCACUGAUUCGGAUGAAGGUCUCUACUACUGUGGAACUGAAAAACCAGUUGUGGAGGAAAAAGAAUACAUCAUUAGUAGACAUAUUUACACACACGGCAACAUCAAGACAAAACUCAUAUUAGACUCCAGUGAUCCUCGUCCUCAUACUGCUCCUUCAGAAUGUUGUAUGUGCUGGAUGCUGCUGUACUCACUGUGUCCAGUUUGCGCUGGUGUCUCCUCAUUUCUCUCCUCUCUGCUGGUUUAUCACUUCUGUAGGAAAAGAGCCAAAGACCAUCAGGUUAAUGAGCAAAAUGCUGAUACUGGUCAAACAAGACUGAAUCAGGGUGAAGACGUGUGUUAUGCCGCGCUGGAAAUCCGUCAGCCAUCACAGAGACCAAAGAAUAAAAGACAGAGUUCUGACUUCAGCACAUAUUCUGCCGUCAACACUUCUAGGAUGUAGAAGCCUGUGGCACAUGAAAUGGAUUUAUGACAGUACUGUAUGUUAGAUAAGAUGAGUUGUACAAUAGACAUUUAAAUCUGAUCAACAAUCUGCAGCUUAUACUGUAGCUCAGCCCGCUGAAAAUGCUUUUCAAAAUGAACAAGCAAGCACAUUGUUCCAUACAGUGCCUACAGACAAAGCUGGUAUAUCACCACAAGAACACAUCUUUUCAAUAAUUUCUCCAGUAAAUAUAUCAAUAAAUCCAUAUUGGAUAUGGAAGAACUAAGUACAGUCUUGGCCCGGGAACACAGCAGAAAUGAAUGCUUUGCAACAGUGAGAUCUACUUUUUUGACCUGAGUACAUACUGUAAUGUCUCACAUGACGGAAACUACGGAGGCUUUUCUGCCAAGUCCACAUCAACAUCAUAAACACCGUCAGUCGGAUUCUUCUACAUUGCAUCUCUCGCUCGGCAAACUCUCAGCUCUACCAACUUCCAUCUCUGGCAUGGUGCAUUAACUGACGUCAAGGACAAAAAAAUGACAUGAGCACACAUGCUAAUCAGUAGUUUAGCUUAUAUAAAUAUAGUAUUUUAUAGUACUUCACUGUGUGUUGUAAGACAGGAUAGUGUCAUGUUUAGGGUGUAUUGUGUAGUGUAAUAAAAAUGUGGUAUGAAGCCUUUUCUGUGUGUAGUAGAUGAAGGUCUCAUAACUUUGACAUGAAAUUUACCAGCAAAUUGUUGAUUCACAGCCUCUUUCUGUUUGUUACCGUAGGGGAAGUUGUGACUGCUGUAGAGAGGAUUUGGGCCGUUCCUCUGUUAGUGUCUGUUAGCGUCUGUUAGCACUAGCGGAUGCCUUUUCAGAUGUGGUGCAUUCCAGUUGUACUUUUGUUGUAUUACAGGACUGACUUGCCUAUUCUGCAUGUCACUGUAGAAUGGCCUUCAUCUUUAGUGAAGUAUUUCUAUACACUUGAUGAACCGCUGCUAGUUUAAGGUCCAUGUUGUUAUUGUCAUGUGAUCAACGACUAGUCAACCUCCUGAAACCUGAGCUUUAGUAUGUUAUGCAUAUUUAAUUUCUCCAAGACAUUUGGGAUUAGUAGGACCUAAGAAGUAUAAAAACUCAGCAUCAUCUUUGACCAAUCUUUGACUAAUGAGCUUAAAUAAAUAAGUUUUAAAACUGAAUGAGGUUUUGGUCCUUGUCCACUUUUGUCCCAUGAUCAUCUGCAGAAUGAAUCCGCCCACAUUCA
Messenger RNA from Mugil cephalus (flathead mullet), 2652 nucleotides. RefSeq lists its product as uncharacterized. The record is from RefSeq and is a predicted model, not a curated record. Gene Ontology annotation, biological process: response to bacterium. The transcript is spliced from 5 exons. Bases 703 to 1431 code for a protein of 242 amino acids. Lineage: Eukaryota; Metazoa; Chordata; Actinopteri; Mugiliformes; Mugilidae.